AUGGAGGGUGCUCAGUAUCGUGGAAAGGGUUUCAAACUGUCGCCAACGUUCCUUGUUCAAGUGACAGCAUUGCACGCCAAAUUUACUACGUCAAUCUUUGCCAUACCAGGCCUCGAGGAUAGAAAGGAGAGUCUUGGCCUAGAGAUAUUAACGACCAACAUGAAGCAAUUUCAAGCCUUACUGUUGAUAUUUACUAUAACAACUGCUGAAGUUACGCCAUAUUGUGUUUGCCCACCUGGCACAUAUCCAUGUUAUCCAAUAUAUCCCGGAUACCCUUAUGGAUAUAAUGGUUUUGUAUACGGCGGCGGUCCCGUAGGACCUUUUGGAAUUGCAGGAGUUGAUCCACUAACCGGAGCUGUAACAGGAGCGAUAAUAGGUGGAUUGACUGGAUUGUUAGGAGGAGCGAAGAAGAAGUAA
Molecule: messenger RNA, 417 nt
Organism: Strongylus vulgaris
Lineage: Eukaryota; Metazoa; Nematoda; Chromadorea; Rhabditida; Strongylidae
Source: the annotation of a GenBank genome assembly